UUACUAUAUAAAGAUAAAACACCUUAUCCAACUGAUAACUUUAACCCAAGAAAGAAAAAUAAAAACCAAGAUAUAAUACAACAACGACCUUUAGGAAGUAUAUCAAGAAAUAUAAGGAGAAUAACUCAAGAUUUAAUUAAUAGAGUAAAUCCAACUGCAAACCAAAAAAUUGGUGCAACACUACAAUUAUUAGAUACUGCAACAUUUUCAGCAUCCUUAAUAACAAGAAAGCAUAAAACUUACCAUACAAAAAACCAAUUAGAAAAAGAUAAAAUCCUAUUAGAACUAACAGAUAUACAUACAUAUAUAGAAAACUUCUUAUUUAACCUAAAUAGACUAGAUAAAGAAAAUAAUAUACCAAAGGAAAUAUUACAAAUAAUACAACUUACAUUUAUAUCUGUACAACUACUCUUACAAAAUGAAGGA
Racocetra persica is the source of this 426-nucleotide messenger RNA. NCBI's taxonomy places the organism in Eukaryota, Fungi, Glomeromycota, Glomeromycetes, Diversisporales, Gigasporaceae. The record is from the annotation of a GenBank genome assembly.